Messenger RNA from Mycetomoellerius zeteki, 1174 nucleotides. RefSeq names its product Myb-interacting protein 40 (gene mip40). Gene Ontology annotation, cellular component: Myb complex; transcription repressor complex. NCBI's taxonomy places the organism in Eukaryota, Metazoa, Arthropoda, Insecta, Hymenoptera, Formicidae. The record is from RefSeq and is a predicted model, not a curated record. The transcript is spliced from 7 exons. Bases 166 to 930 code for a protein of 254 amino acids. Gene Ontology annotation, biological process: negative regulation of transcription by RNA polymerase II.
UAAUAGAACUAAGUAGAAUUAGAAGUAAAUGUGAUUGUUAUUGAACGAUAGUGCAGUCGUUAUUGUCUAAAUGUAAUCAUAGAAAAAAAUAAGACGAGAUUUGCUCUCUGUGAUGCUCUAUAUUGUUUUACAACACAAACUACAGUAUUUAGCAAUUUGUUAUAGAUGGGGAAGAAAAGAAAUAUUCAACCUCCGCCAAUAACGCCAGGACGGAUAAAAGUAGAAAUAAAAAAUGAAAUAGGAGAUAGUGAUGUUCUUGUAGCAAGGGAUCGUUUAAAAGGCGCUCUUCGAGAGUUAUUACAUCAUAGUGAUACUGGUUCAUCAGCAGAGUCAGAUGACAGUCCUAUUUCGGAUUAUAAACAUCCCAUGAAAAAAAUGACAAAAUCCGUGAAUGUUCCACGGAGAGUCAGACGUCGUCGGCCAAUACAGACUGACACUGUGUUUCAUCAUACAUAUGUGAUGAAAUUAUUUGAUCGCAGUGUCGAUUUAGCUCAAUUUCAAGAAGACACACCCCUGUAUCCAAUAUGUCGUGCUUGGAUGGCCAAUCAACCGAGAAAUCCUCAUUUGGCCCCUAAAGUGCGUAGUCCAAGUCCAGAAAUAAUUAACGAAGUUAACACGGAAAAUAAUUUAAUUGGUACUGAUGGUGAGCUAAAUGAUGUCCAUUAUUUGCCACCUCCUUUGCCUCGUGAAGAAGCCAUACCAAGAAAUCGCAUUCCAUCCCCUAUACUUGAAGAGAAAGAUGAUUUGAAUUUAGAUUAUGAAGGACAAAUUCUCAAAACACGAGAGCAAUUAAUGAAAGAUCAUAUUGAACGAUGGAAUGCUAUACGCAAAAAAUGGCAUCAGCAAGCGCAUAAAAAUGAACAACGUUAUUUACAAAGUGCUACUAUACUUGGCACCAUUUUUACAAAAGCACAAUCGGAAUUUGAAUAGCAGAAAUAUGGCAGUCUAAUGACUGCCGGUUUUUCCGCCGCUAAUUCUGCUAAUUUUUAUUAUGUCAUCAAGGAAUAAUUUCUUAUUUGCUAUUUUUCUACACAUCUUCAUUUGAUGAGUGCAUGCAUAUAUGCAAAAGUGAUUAUACUUAUACAUGCUUAUAUGAAUGCAGUUUUUUUAUUUAUAAAGUCCAGAAGCAAAAUGUAAUCAUGUUUUAAUAAUAUUCCGAUAAUAAAUUAUAUAA